Sphaerodactylus townsendi is the source of this 3367-nucleotide messenger RNA. RefSeq names its product extracellular matrix protein 2 (gene ECM2). Gene Ontology annotation, cellular component: extracellular matrix. The record is from RefSeq and is a predicted model, not a curated record. Gene Ontology annotation, molecular function: protein binding; heparin binding; collagen V binding. The transcript has 10 exons. Lineage: Eukaryota; Metazoa; Chordata; Lepidosauria; Squamata; Sphaerodactylidae. Gene Ontology annotation, biological process: extracellular matrix organization; positive regulation of cell-substrate adhesion. Bases 218 to 2374 code for a protein of 718 amino acids.
UCUCUGCAUACUGGACAGAACAGUGCCUUAUCCCUAGGGAAAGGAGCUAUUUCAGUCUUCACUAAGGAAUCAUCUAACACAAUUCAACAUAACCCUGUUGAGACUUCCUUUAUUUUAAAGAUAGCAGCUGAAUUUCUUUCAUUUGCAGCUGGAGAUUAAAUGACAAGCAAAAUCUACAGUUAGGUUAGAUUUCCAGGACACGACGAACAAGUGGAAAAUGAAAAAAACUGCACUACUGUAUUACCUCCUGUUUGCUUGUCUGUGUAUCAUUCUUGCUCAAAAUGACGGUUAUAAAAUAACUAGGAGGGGAAGAAGAAGAAUGCACUACAGAGGCUUAAGAAGGGGUUCCUUAGGAAACAGGAGACCAAGAAAGCAGCCACAAACCAAAUCCCCAAUCCCUACAACUCCAGUACUAAAAAUUCCACUUAUUAAUACUGAUGAGGAUAUUACAGAAGUAAUUGACUCACUUGUUGGCUUGGAUGGACAUGAAUCCAGUUAUAGUGUUUUACCAGGAAAGGAAGGACGCUGUUUUGCAAAUGGAAUUAUUAUGUAUGAUAAGGCAGUAUGGUCUCCUAAGCCCUGUGUCACAUGCCUCUGUUCAAAAGGAAAGGUGCUGUGUGAUGAAACACUAUGCCGUCCUCUGACAUGUCACAGAACCAAGAUACCUGAAGGAGAGUGCUGCCCAGUAUGCACAAAUAUUGUAUUAAGCAGUAUCUCACUUGGUGACGAAUCUGAAUUUUCUGGCGAUUCUCCAGAACCCAAUGAUCUUAGUGUUAUAGCAAAGCGAAAAACACAUACCCCAGAUGAAAGGAAUGUUGUGUUUAAAAAAGGAGAACUUCUUGAAAAUAAAAAAAAUAUUGUAAAAGAGAAAAGGAAGAGAAACAGAGUAAAAAGUCAGGAAGAGGAGAAAAAACAAGGACAUGAAAAUGAUCAAAAGGAUGAAGAGUUAAAAAAGAAAAUAGAGGAAGAAAAACGAAGAGCAUAUGAAGAAGAAGAACUAAGAAUUGAAGAAGAACUUAACAAACAGGAAGAAGAAAGUCAAGAGAAGGUAACUGAACAUGAUGAAAAUGAGGAUGAAGACCAGGAGGAAGAAGACAUUCUGCGUGGGGAUGUAUUCAGAAUGCCCCCUCGUUUCCCAGUUCCUGAGCUUUUUGCUGAAAUUCCUCCUCUGCCAACUGGAUGCUCUAUAUUGGACAACAUAGCAAGCUGCAUUAAUGCCAAACUUACACGAAUACCACCAAUCAUGGAUGCACAGCUUACAAGCAUAGAAUUUGUAGAGAAUUCCAUUGCUUUCAUUCCAGAUGACGCUUUCAAUGGGAUUCCUAAUUUGGAAAGGAUUGAUCUCCGUAAAAACAAUAUCAGUUCUUCAGGCAUAGGUCCACAAGCAUUUAAAAUUUUGAAGAAUUUGAAACGUUUAUAUCUGGAUGAAAAUUCUCUAGCACACAUUCCACCUGGUUUGCCAUCAACUUUAGAAGAACUUAAAAUAAACGAAAACCAACUACAUGCAAUAGAUGAAUACAGUUUUCAAGAUUUAAAAAACUUAGUGACACUGGAAUUGGAAGGCAACAAACUUAGCGAAGCAAAUGUCAAUCCUUUAGCAUUUCAACCUUUGAAAAGCUUGUCUUAUUUGCGUCUUGGGCGGAACAAAUAUAGGACUAUUCCUCAGGGCCUUCCCCAUUCAAUUGAGGAACUUUACCUGGAUAAUAAUCAAAUUGAAGAAAUUACAGAAAUGUGCUUUAACCGUACAAAAAAUCUAAACAUAAUUGUUUUAAGGCACAACAAAUUAGAAGAAAGCAGAAUAGCACCUUUAGCAUGGAUCAAUCAUGAGAACUUGGAGUCGAUUGAUCUCUCGUACAAUAAAUUAUAUCAUGUUCCAUCCUAUCUGCCAAAGUCACUUUUGCAUCUUGUACUCAUAGGAAACCAAAUUGACAGAAUUCCUGGGUUUGUAUUUGGACACAUGAAGCCAGGGCUGGAAUAUCUGUAUCUUUCAUAUAACAAACUGGAUGAUCAUAGUAUUGAUCCUGUAUCAUUCUAUGGGGCCUAUCAUUCUCUAAGGGAAAUCUUCUUAGAUCACAACCUGCUGAAGUCUGUGCCACUUGGAAUUGCAGAAAUGAAGUCAUUAACUUUUCUAAGGCUCAACAACAACAAACUAAGGUCAGUUCCAACAGAGCGCAUCUGUAAAACUAGGUUUAAUCAUGAGGACCAUGAAGAUGAUGAUGAUGAUGAGAGUGAAGAGGAACAUGAUUAUGAAGAUUCACAGCUAGAGUACCUUCAUCUUGAAUACAACUAUAUCAAUACAAGAGACUUAUCACCAUAUGCCUUUUCAUGUGUAAGAUCAUAUUCUAGUGUGAUUCUGAAACCACAGCUCAAAUAAUAAACCCAAAAAUACAGAACUUAUUUUAAAUACAUAAAUAAGAAUAUUUUUUCUUUUACCACCAACAACAAUAACAAAACUGCCUAUUAUAAAAAAUGUCUGAAUACAAUCAUUACACAAUAUUAUUUAUUUUUAAUUCAGGGCAAGAUAUAAUUUUAAGAAAGUGGCAGCAUACACUGGAUUUUCACCCUAUUAUUCAAUCCAAGAAUAAUACUAGUAUAAAUUUAAAUAUCAGUGAGGUAAAGAAGCACAAUGAAACUGGAAUUUGAUUAAGUCUUGGCUAUGACCAUCUAUAACGCUGUGCAUUACAGAAACAGAACAGACUAUUAAAUGUGUUCUGAAUUAGUUUAAAAAUAAAGUCAGUAAAUAAACUGGAAAUUUUAUGUGAAGAAUUAAGGCAUUAUACUACUUAGAAUAUAUGGAUUCUUUGAAUGGUACAUAGUAUAACCUUUGCUGUUAUUCAGUCCAAAUGUAGACUGCUCAGCGAAACCACAAUUUUAAAAUUGGCUCCAUUUUUACUGCAAAAUGCAGAAUCUCGAAAACACAAAUCUGUUACCUAGAACGUACAAGAAAAGUAUUAUUUGAUUUAAUAGUAAAAAAUUUCACUUAUCAGGCAUCACUGUGAAACCUGCAGCUAUAUACAUUUUCUCGGAGCUGCACAGUUUCUAGCUUGAAUUUCAGACUUUCUCAGAAUUUCCUCUAAUGUACAAUUAAGACAAUAGAUCAGAUACUGCCACUAUAUGAACAGAAAGGAACUAUACUGAAAAAUUCAAGUAAAUGACAGUAUGUCAAACAAAAGGAAACAUUCUUGACAGGGACAUAGGUAUAGAUUUUUAAUGGGGUGGGUUCGGGGCAAUUCCCCCACGCAGGGCCAUGUCUACCCAACCCGGGGGCAUGGCCAUGCCUACCCAAGCCCCACCUCCAGCCUCAGUGCUUAUAGAAGCAGCUUUUCGAGGUCAGGGAUGGCAGACUCCCCCGCCCCCUGCCCCGCCC